This is a messenger RNA of Mollisia scopiformis, 957 nucleotides long. RefSeq lists its product as uncharacterized. Lineage: Eukaryota; Fungi; Ascomycota; Leotiomycetes; Helotiales; Mollisiaceae. The transcript has 2 exons. The record is from RefSeq and is a predicted model, not a curated record. Bases 149 to 589 code for a protein of 146 amino acids.
AUUAUUCCUACAACGUCAUAUUCUUGCACCACUCCGUCGGGUGAUAAACGUUGACAAGACUCAAGCUAGAUUACCUCGGGAACUGUCGCUGGAUUAUUCUCAAUACAACGUCUCGAUCUCUCACUGUGCCCUGAACAGGAAUUUGAUAAUGGACGCCAAAUCUUCUUCCAAUUCCUCAGUUCGAUAUGAGGAUUACGCGGACAUCGAAGCACCACCUUCUUACAACGACACCAUCUCCUCUUUUCCUGUCUCCAGUACCUCAUCAUCGCCUUCUGCCUAUUACAGCUCCCAAAUAUCCUCCCAACUGCAAACACUCACCACCCAAAUCUCCUCGUUAGAAUCGCAAAAAUCUCUCCUCGCUCAUGCCCAAGAUGAGAAGAUCUUAUCUUGUCUGACCACGCAUAUCCAAACCUAUCUCUCGGACUUCGCUUCCACGGGUCUUAGAAGGGGGACCCUGAUUUUGGUUCCAGCGAGCGGAUUGAAAAGUACAAAUGCCGUACCAACAGAUUACGAUUUCAAGGACCCGGAGGAGUAUGAUAGAGUUGUGCGAAUGAGGGGGAAAGAGGAUGGUUCCGGGGACGGGAGUUAGUUCUGGCAGGAUGAGGAGAUGGCAGAGCGACUUGCGAGUUAUUUAAACCCAAGAUCCGAUCCAAGGAAUCGGGAAUUACCGCACCAAAGAGAAGAUAUCAAGGCGUUAGAGAAGAAGAAAAACGAGGGAAGAGGGUUCUAAGGGUUCAAGAAGACCGCCCCGAAGCCGCCUUUGAUCGAAGAGAGGAGAGACGAGAAGAGUUCGGAUAUCAAAGGGGGUGAGAGGGAAAAGGAGAAUGGCGAUAAGGUCACUUUUGACGUUAAGUCUGAGGAGGUCUGUUUUCGAACAGAGAACGAGUUUGGGAUUUACGAGACUGAAAGAAGCUUCGGCAUCGUGCUGAAUUUGAGAGUAGUGCUGGGUAGAAGAUA